Messenger RNA from Mesocestoides corti, 348 nucleotides. The record is from the annotation of a GenBank genome assembly. NCBI's taxonomy places the organism in Eukaryota, Metazoa, Platyhelminthes, Cestoda, Cyclophyllidea, Mesocestoididae.
AUGCACGAAAGUGGGCUUUUCUUGUCUGCACCACCCUCUGCCAGCCAAUUCGCAACGCGUUUCACUGACCUGACCUAUAACAGGGUCAAAAUGACCCAGCCAAGUCACUCUUGGUACGAAAACUCGUGCGUAAUUAGCGAUGAACUGAACCACACGAGCCUCAUCCUCGGCUGUCGACUUUCUGGUGCAACGGUCCUUCGCUUCAAACACAACGACAUGCAGGACUUGGAACGCAUUCUUGCUGAUGCCGUGGUCUAUGGACGCCCACGCAGUCGGCGUCCGUUCUCGCGAAUUUUCAUCGUAAUCGAGGGCAUUUACAGGUACUUGAAUGGCUACUUGUCGUGGUGA